CUCGAACUUUUUUCUUCUACAUAACACAAUGCCACCACGAUUCGGAGGAGCUCCCAAAUGCCCGAGAUGCGAUAAAUACGUAUAUAUGGCGGAACAGGUGCUAGGACCAAACAGUGUAUAUUACCACAGAGCUUGCUUUACGUGCAAGGAAUGUAACAAGUCACUUGAUUCAACUACAAUGGCGGAGCGCGAGGGACAGGCUUAUUGCAAAACUUGUUACAAUCGUCAAUGGGGUCCCAAAGGAUAUGGAUCUGGAGGUCUUUCAUUCAUGCACACGGAAACUAAAACAGCCAAGGAAGUCUUGGCCGAGUCAGACUGGGCAGCAGAGCAAGCGGCAACAUCGAAGGUACCAACGAACUUUAAUCAAGCUGCGGUCCAGCCGGCGUCACCGCAGCAAACACAACCGAUCGCAGCUCCCAGCCUACCAGCCAGACCCACAAACAAUGCUCCAUCACUACCUUCUCGACCGAUGGUCACCAAAAACGCUUCAGCUCCUCCUGCAAUCCCGCCAAAGCCGUCGACUGUAAACGAGCGUCCCAGCGCUUACGUCAACAGCAGAACGGGAUAUGUACCGAAGAAAAUGAGUUUUCAGGUCAACAGCGAUUUAUGUGCAAAAUGCGACAAACCAGUGUACGCUGCCGAACUCAUUCUCGGCGCAGGCAAAAAGUACCACAAAAUGUGUUUCCGGUGCUUAAAGUGCAACAAAUUGUUGGAUUCUACGAGCAUGGUAGACAAGGGGUUUGAUAUAUAUUGCCGGCCUUGCUACAGUAAAGAUUUUGGACCUAAGGUUGGUUUAGCUAUGGCUUUUUUUUUUACUGGGAAUGAGUCUCGCUUUUGCUCAAACAUUAACAUUCCUUAGGGUUAUGGUUACGGAGGACUAUUAUCGACUGAAGGCGCUACCCGAUAGAAUAAUGCUUCUACUCAUAAUAAAUAUUGCGACGGUUCAGUAUUUGCAAGUUGAUACAACUUCA
Messenger RNA from Umbelopsis ramanniana AG, 971 nucleotides. RefSeq lists its product as uncharacterized. Lineage: Eukaryota; Fungi; Mucoromycota; Umbelopsidomycetes; Umbelopsidales; Umbelopsidaceae. The transcript has 5 exons. Gene Ontology annotation, biological process: actin cytoskeleton organization. The coding region runs from base 29 to 859 and encodes 276 amino acids. Gene Ontology annotation, cellular component: cytoplasm. The record is from RefSeq and is a predicted model, not a curated record.